AGGUAUUGCCAGACUUCUGAAGUGGUUGACCAAGAUCUAAGGACUUAGAACACAGGUGUGUGAUGUCAAUCUAGUGGGCAGAGCUUGGGGCCUUCCCCACCAGCCUGGAGCGUCAUGUGCCAGUAUGAACAUUAAGAAAGAAAGGCGCACUUCAGAGCUCAGCAUCCAGGAAAGAAAAAAGGAGAAACUAAACAGAGAGAACAAACGACUGUACUGCUUGCAAAACUUCGGGCAGUUAACUUUUUCUCCUGAGAAGUUUUAUCUUGGCUGUUGAGAGAGAGCUGAAAAAGCAGAGCAGCAACAGUGAUUUUCUUUUUUUGUUUCUUUUUUAAUUUAAUUUUUUCCUGUUGUAUCUGGAUUUAAGACUGUCAACUGCACUGAUCACAAGCACUGGACAUCAAUAUGUGUCAUGUCAUUGUAACAUGUCGGUCGAUGCUAUGGACACUCCUGAGUAUUGUCGUGGCUUUUGCAGAGCUCAUUGCUUUCAUGAGUGCAGAUUGGCUGAUUGGCAAAGCGAAGCCUUGGAGCUCUGAGGAUAUGGACAACAGAACAGGAGGGUCACAGGAACCCUACCACCCAACGCUGGGCAUCUAUGGGCGUUGCACCAGGAUCUCCCACGUGCAGGUUUCUAGACGAGACACGCUUUGUGGUCCUUACGCUGAAAACUUCAGUGAGAUUGCCAGUGGGUUCUGGCAGGCUACCGCUAUUUUCCUAGCUGUGGGAAUCAUGAUUCUCUGCGCUGUGGCGUUUGUGUCCGUCUUUACUAUGUGUGUGCAGAGUAUUAUGAAGAAAAGUAUUUUUAAUGUCUGUGGGCUGCUACAAGGGAUUGCAGGCCUCUUCCUUAUCUUAGGCUUGAUACUUUACCCUGCAGGCUGGGGAUGCCAGAAAGCAAUAAGCUAUUGUGGACAUUAUGCUUCUGCUUACAAACUAGGAGACUGCUCGUUGGGCUGGGCUUUCUACACAGCUAUCGGUGGCACUGUUCUGACAUUCAUCUGUGCGGUCUUCUCGGCGCAAGCUGAAAUUGCCACAUCCAGUGACAAAGUACAAGAAGAAAUAGAAGAAGGGAAAAACCUUAUCUGCCUCCUCUAACUACAGUGGGAAAAAUACCAGUGCCUGGAUCUUAAUCUGCUGUUCAGUGACUUGAUAAGCAGAUUCACUUGCCUGUUUCCACCACUUGUGUGAUUGAGCCCCAUGCAUUCCAGCCUUGAACUACUGAAACAGUCUUUCUUCCUUGCUGGGCAAUGAGGAUCAGAGAAAGGAUCCCAAGAAAACAGAAUGUAAAUACUUGGGAAUUUUUUAGUUUCAUUAUAUUAUCAGGACUAAGUG
Messenger RNA from Struthio camelus australis, 1326 nucleotides. The record is from RefSeq and is a predicted model, not a curated record. Lineage: Eukaryota; Metazoa; Chordata; Aves; Struthioniformes; Struthionidae.